This is a messenger RNA of Varroa destructor (honeybee mite), 1831 nucleotides long. RefSeq names its product innexin inx2-like. Gene Ontology annotation, biological process: phototransduction. NCBI's taxonomy places the organism in Eukaryota, Metazoa, Arthropoda, Arachnida, Mesostigmata, Varroidae. The record is from RefSeq and is a predicted model, not a curated record. Gene Ontology annotation, cellular component: plasma membrane; gap junction. Gene Ontology annotation, molecular function: gap junction channel activity.
GGCAACUCACCUAGUGUGUACGGCAUCGUGGCGACUUGAAAAGCGUUUUCCUCUUUUAUUGUGACAAGAAUCGCCAGGUUCUGUUAAGUGACAGCCUCAUCAUGGAUAAAUUGCUCUGGACCGAUGCAGUCAAGAAUCUGCUAUCUUAUUCAAAGGUUCAGACAGAUCAUGGAGUUUUCCGUCUGCACUAUAAGCUCACAGCAACGCUAUUGCUCAUCUGUAGUAUUCUCGUUACUGCGACGCAGUUUUUUGGUGAACCCAUCUUCUGUGUGUCUAACGACAUUAUUCAGUCGAAGAUCAUGAAUAAUUACUGUUGGGUUGAAGGAACAAUUACGUUGCCACGAUCACUCAAUGGAACUCUCGGCGAUGACGUCGCUGCGCCUGGAGUUGACCAACGCAAGAUUUCGGAGGAUGAACCAGUACUGGAGCAUUCGUAUUACCAAUGGGUCAGCGUUUUUCUGCUAUUUCAAUCGGCCGCGUUCUAUUUUCCCCGCUGGUUGUGGCGAUGCUGGGAACAGGGCCGAAUGAAGGCCCUCGUGAAAGAGCUUACCGAGCACGACAAUUUGAAGAUUCCCAUUCUGUCCGAAGAGGAAUGGGGCAAGAAGACUCGGUCUAUCAACAAAUAUUUUAUGGGCCAUCGCUUUGAAAAUGAAAAAUAUGCCUACCGUUUCUUUAUUUGCGAAAUGGCCGCUCUUGCCAACGUUAUACUCCAGAUCUAUUUGUUGGAUCGAUUUCUAGGAUACCAAUUUUGGACUUAUGGACCAAGUGCCGUUGUCUAUUUAACCCACGACCCAGAGCACAGGGUCGACCCAAUGGCUCGUGUCUUCCCCAAAAUGUCGAAAUGCCGCGUGAGGCGCUUCGGGACCUCUGGCGAAGUACAGAUCCAUGACGCAAUCUGCCUACUUUCCUUGAACAUCGUCAAUGAGAAGAUAUUCGUUGCCUUAUGGUUCUGGUUCAUGGCAGUCUUAGUUAUCAGCAUCAUUAAUGCAUUUUACCGAAUCAUUAUGCUCACUUCGAAAAAAUACCGCUACGUUCAGAUCAAGACGCUCGCUAGCAUGAUCAACAAAACUGAACUGGAUAGCGUCAGACGUAACGGCAGCUGUGGCGAUUGGUUCAUGCUUUCGCUGCUCCAAGAAAACAUAAAGGCCCACCAAUUUAAACACGUCGUCACCACACUUUCGAGGGAACUAGAAAAAGAGCCAAAAAAGAAAGCCGGACAGCUAUGAAGCACGGCGUGUGGAGCUACUGGCUAGAUCUGGAUAGCGUUUAGAGUGAUCUAGCUAUUGUCAAACUAAUCUAUCGAUCUUAUUAGCCUGUCUGCAUGCAUUUCGAAAUUAAGCCUUACUAUUGCUAGCCUCAUGGUGUCAAUAAGCCUCGACUGCUCAUACUGUAAUCCUUGGACGGAGUUCACCGCAGAACUUAGCUGAUAAGAAUACGUUUCGCGUGUUAGGCAAACAAAUUGACCCAUAAUCGUUUUGUAACCAGGUGGCAGAGUUGCAGAUACUCUACUGCAUAUGAAUGGGCUAAUUUCUUCGCCGCUCGUGCCCGCUAAUUCCAUUUGCGACUUGUUAACAGAAAACAGGUAUCGGCCACCUAUAAUCCAGCUCUUGUAAACCUGCAUCAACUUCAUAACAGUGCUAUAUAACUGUAAAUCAUAGCAAAAUGAGGAUGAGAGGAUGAUUAUCCCCUGAAGAACAGGUCCAUUGUAUUAGCUAGAAGUAUAAUUAUCUAUCAAGCUAGGGCUGUUCACCAAACUCUGUGACAAUAUUUAUAUAGAAUGUAAAGUUCUGAGUGUUUCAAAUAAAGCACAAUCCUGUUGCUAUGAGAUGUA